CUCUCUUGUUCCUUCGCUCGCGAUCUCUUGAUCUCGGUCUCAUGGACUACGAUUUCAGGACCCGAACCGCUCCCGCGUAUCGGCCUGCCGGCGCCGGCACCGCAUCAACGAUGUACCCUAGGGUCGGUCAGCCGGGUGCUCCGCCGCCUGCCCGGGCUCCCUAUCACCACUCGACCUCUUCUUCCCCUCAGUCUGCAGGGCUUGGUAUCAGAGUUACAAUUAAACCGGAAUAUCAGAUUCGUCCUCCUCCCCCACUGGCAGCACAAAUGCCCAACAUACCUCGGAGCACCUUCCAGUUUGACUUUGAUUUUGAAAGAAGAAUACUUGCUGAAGCUGAGAAGGAAACCCAGAACUGGGGCAAGAUUGCAGGAGAAACCCAGCCAACAAAAACCGCUCCAAGUUCUAUGGCUCCUGCUGGGGAUCCUUUGGUGGACAAGUAUGUUGCCUCAGGUCUUGGACGUGAAGCGGUAUCUCUUGCAGUUCUGAAUUAUGGAGAUAAUCCAAUCAAGGUGAGAGAGUUUGUGAAAGGCUACAACCUUCUUCGUGAAAUGGGUUUCUCAUCGAAAAAUGUUGCCGAAGCACUAGCCAUGUAUGACAAUGACACAGACAAAGCUUUGGCGCAUUUCCUCAACAGUUCAUCAUGAUUGUUCAUAUGCUCAUUAUAUUUGGAGCAAUUGUUAUCUCAUGUUACAACAAACAAUGUGAUUUACAAGAGUUCAUAUAGUCUGAUUUGUUUCGACGGAGUUGCCUGUAUAA
Dioscorea cayenensis subsp. rotundata (Guinea yam) is the source of this 756-nucleotide messenger RNA. RefSeq lists its product as uncharacterized. Gene Ontology annotation, molecular function: ubiquitin binding. Gene Ontology annotation, cellular component: ESCRT I complex. NCBI's taxonomy places the organism in Eukaryota, Viridiplantae, Streptophyta, Magnoliopsida, Dioscoreales, Dioscoreaceae. Bases 42 to 644 code for a protein of 200 amino acids. The transcript has 5 exons. Gene Ontology annotation, biological process: ubiquitin-dependent protein catabolic process via the multivesicular body sorting pathway. The record is from RefSeq and is a predicted model, not a curated record.